Molecule: messenger RNA, 585 nt
Organism: Dendroctonus ponderosae (mountain pine beetle)
Lineage: Eukaryota; Metazoa; Arthropoda; Insecta; Coleoptera; Curculionidae
Product: leucine-rich repeat and calponin homology domain-containing protein-like
Exons: 2
Coding region: 163-570 (135 amino acids)
Source: RefSeq, a predicted model, not a curated record
GACUAGUUGACAAGUUGACAUUCUCUUUCAGUUUGGAGCGUUUGGUUGUUGAGUGCGGUUCAUGUGGUUUUUCCAGCGUUUUCCAGCGAAAAACCGUAAUGUUUGCGGUCUUAAUCGAAUGUGAAUGAUUCGCUGUGUAUAAGUCAAAAAGUGAAAUGCACGAUGGCAGUGAUGGUUCCUACUAUAAACGGACACAUUCAGAACCAUCUAACCAGGUCUUUGGAGCGGAUUUUAGAGGAGGCGAACCAGAGCGGCGACCUCAAAUUGAGCAAUAGGAAGUUGAAGGACUUCCCUAAAGCCAAGGAGAAGUACAACCUAAGCGAUACUGUAACUGCAGAUCUCUCGAAAAAUCGCUUCAGUGAACUGCCAGAAGAAGUGACCGAUUUCCAUUUCCUCGAACGCCUUCAGUGCUACCACAACGCCAUCAGAUUCAUUCCGGACUCCAUCAGCAGUUUGCAAUGUUUGAACUUUUUGGACCUGAGCCGGAACCAAUUGGCCGCCCUGCCAAGGGAAAUAUGCCUGCUGCCCAUUCAGGUAAAAGUUCGCAAAAAAACCUCAUCAAAACGAUGAUAAUUCGCUUUCAUG